This is a messenger RNA of Saccoglossus kowalevskii, 1298 nucleotides long. RefSeq names its product cytochrome P450 2U1-like. The record is from RefSeq and is a predicted model, not a curated record. Gene Ontology annotation, biological process: xenobiotic metabolic process. Gene Ontology annotation, cellular component: intracellular membrane-bounded organelle; cytoplasm. Lineage: Eukaryota; Metazoa; Hemichordata; Enteropneusta; Harrimaniidae. Gene Ontology annotation, molecular function: iron ion binding; oxidoreductase activity, acting on paired donors, with incorporation or reduction of molecular oxygen, reduced flavin or flavoprotein as one donor, and incorporation of one atom of oxygen; heme binding.
AUGGUCUCAGUGCCAACUGAUCCGUUAUCACUACUGGACAAUGAUGGUGCAAUUAGAUUCACCGCCGUUUAUCAUCAUCGUUUAAUCUAUAUUGAGUAUAUAUUUACAGACUAUUCCGCAUCAAGUUGUACCAAAAUGAUUUUUGUGCCAACUGAUCCGUUAUCACUACUGGUGUUGUUGAUGACAAUGCUCUUAGCAUGGAUAACCACCCAACACUACCUGGCACCUUGCAAGAACUUCCCACCCGGACCUUGGGGAUUACCUAUCAUUGGCAGCUUUAUGUACUUCGGAUCUGAUGUACACAAAGACAUGACGAAACUCUCAAAGAAAUAUGGUGAUGUGUAUAGUCUGAAGAUGGGAUGUCAUACAGCCGUUGUUGUAAAGGGAGUGAAUGCCAUCAAAGAAUGUCUGGUAAAAAAAGGAACCGAUUUUGCUGAUAGACCACAUUCUUGUCUAUCGCCAGGUAUUGCUGAUGGACGCUUCAAUGAUAAAUGGCAACGUCGUCGACAAUUUGCCCACACAACGCUUAGAGGCUUUGGAUUUGGUAAAACCAGCAUGGAAAGUAAAAUAUGUGAGGAAAUCUCUUUUUUAUUGGAUGAAUUUAGGGAUAUUCAAGAUAAAUCUAUCGAUACAGGCGCCAUACUUAACAGGAGUGUUUCCAACGUAAUUUGCUCGAUAAUGUUUGGUAAACGAUUCAACUAUUCGGACCCAAAAUUCAGUUUCAUUAUUGACACUAUGGGCAAAUGGUUUGAGCUUAUGGGCACUAUGUAUGAACUUGGUUUUCUACCGUUUCGAAGGCCGUUUAAUCAAUCAAAUAUAAAUAACUACAAUACACUUGGUGAUGAUCUGAGGAAAUUCUGCAAGCAGCAAAUUGAUGAACACCGUGAAGUAUUCGACCCAGACAACAUAGGUGAUUUCAUCGAUGCAUACUUAGCUGAGACAAUGAAACAAGACGGCAAUAAAGAUCUUACAGACGACCAGUUAAAAUAUACAUUAGCUGAUCUUUUUGCUGCUGGAACUGAAAAAACAGCGACAACACUUAAAUGGGGGUUACUAUUAAUGGUUCUUCAUCCAGAAAUACAGGACAGAGUGUUUAAUGAAAUUGAUCAGGCUGUUGGCGCAAACCGUCUCCCGAGACUUGACGAUCGUAAAAACUUGUCUUAUACUGAAGCUACGCUUUUGGGAAUACAGCGAUUUGGUAGUAUUGCACCAUUCACACUUCCUCAUUGUGCGUUGAAAGACACUUCACUUGAAGGAUAUAAUAUUCCUAAGGGAACGGAAGUAAUUAUUUUACUAUG